GUCUCCGUGCUGCCCGCUCCACAGAGUCACCUUGGCCCGGCUCUGCAGCUGCUGCACCGGCUAGAGAGAGCAGGCGGUCCCGUGCGGCUCAGAGGCACUCAGGCAGCAGCGGGAAUCUGACCGGCGACUCCAACAUGGCGGACACGAAGCCGAAGACUUCCCCGAAGGCCGUCAAGUUCCUGUUCGGGGGCUUAGCCGGGAUGGGUGCGACAGUCUUUGUUCAGCCGUUGGACCUGGUGAAGAACAGGAUGCAGCUGAGCGGUCAGGGAACGAAGGCUCGAGAGUACAAGACCAGCUUCCACGCUCUGUUCUCCAUCCUGAGGAACGAGGGGGUGGGAGGCAUCUACACCGGUCUGUCAGCAGGUCUGCUGCGUCAGGCGACGUACACGACGACCCGUCUGGGAAUCUACACCAUCCUGUUUGAGAAGAUGACCGGCGACGACGGACGGCCGCCCAACUUCCUCCUCAAGGCGCUGAUCGGUAUGACGGCCGGGGCCACCGGAGCCUUUGUGGGCACGCCAGCAGAGGUCGCUCUGAUCAGGAUGACGGCAGACGGACGUCUCCCUGCAGACCAGAGGAGAGGUUACAGUAAUGUUUUUAACGCUCUGGCUCGAAUCACCAGAGAAGAAGGCGUCACCACUCUGUGGAGGGGAUGUGUUCCAACGAUGGCUCGAGCUGUGGUGGUGAACGCAGCUCAGCUGGCCUCCUACUCCCAGACCAAACAGGCACUGCUGGACUCAGGGUAUUUCGGCGACGAUAUUCUUUGUCACUUCUGUGCCAGUAUGAUCAGUGGUCUCGUUACCACGGCAGCCUCCAUGCCCGUGGACAUCGUAAAGACCAGGAUCCAGAACAUGAGGAUGAUCGACGGGAAACCCGAGUAUAAAAACGGUCUGGAGGUGCUGAUGCAGGUUGUGAGGAACGAGGGCUUCUUCUCUCUGUGGAAGGGCUUCACUCCGUACUACGCCCGGCUCGGUCCCCACACCGUCCUCACCUUCAUCUUCCUGGAGCAGAUGAACCGCCUCUACAAGACCCGCGUCCUGGACGGCUGACCCGCACACACACACACACACACACACACACACACACACACACACACACACACACACACACACACACACACACACACACACAAUGGACUGCAGCAGUACAAACCUCAUCGUCACAUCUUAACUCAGAGCCGAAGAAUUUAAAGGGACAGUCCCAUAUUUGGUGAAGUCCUGCUGUGAGACAGACUUUGGUGGACUGUCCCUUUAAGAUCAACACACACACACAUCCCUGUACUUCUGUCUAUGUGAGGACUCUCAUUUACAUAAUGCAUUGCCAAGCCCCUUACCCUUCACUUAUGAAUACCUGAACCAGGUCUGAGCCCUCCAAAAGACCUUUGAGGGUUCAGACUGUCCUCACUCUGAAGGUGUGACACUAAGACUGGUCCUCACAAAGAUGCACACACACACACACACACGCACUGUGUUUUAAGUUCUUUUUGUAAAGAAAAGACUGUAGAGUAAAUGUAGUUCAAACAUCGUUAGUGGUGUUGUCAAUAAUAAUAAUAACAAUAAUAUAAAAGUCUUAUUUGUAAAUGUACGACCUCUCCAGCACACGGCAUCAUGGGAUGCUGGGUAACCAUGGUUACAGCCAGAGAAUGAUGGAAGAAUAAACAGUUUGAGCCUCACUUUGUUUGUUGUUAUUAUAAUUUAUUUUAUCUUUGGAUAUUACAACUAUAUUUUACUCUUCAAUAUGACUUUUCCAAACAUGAAAACUUUAUUUAUGUGUUGGAGCUUUUAGAGGCUCUGAACGUUCUGCAAAGAGCAGGAAGUAGUAAACCCUACCAAAAUAGAAUGAAUUAACAUUUCGGUUGACUUAAAAGAACAAAUACUUAUUUUCUUCUUCUCAGCAGCUC
Molecule: messenger RNA, 1900 nt
Organism: Anoplopoma fimbria (sablefish)
Lineage: Eukaryota; Metazoa; Chordata; Actinopteri; Perciformes; Anoplopomatidae
Gene: slc25a11
Product: solute carrier family 25 member 11
Exons: 9
Coding region: 135-1049 (304 amino acids)
Biological process (GO): thiosulfate transport; oxaloacetate transport; succinate transmembrane transport
Molecular function (GO): oxaloacetate transmembrane transporter activity; antiporter activity; malate transmembrane transporter activity
Source: RefSeq, a predicted model, not a curated record